ACGCUUAAUUUUUUUGCUUUGUCGAAGAAGAGUGAGGUGAGUUCGGUAGUUCGUUCAUGUAUGAUUUUUUAUCUGGAGAAACCCGUGUUCCGCUAAGAAAAAGACUUAUUAAAACGUGUCCUUUUGUGUCCGAUGUCUAGUGCUGAAACGGUAGACAGUUCCGUCGUUCCUCCGAAUAAGAAACGGAAGCUAGACUCGCACGCUAAAGCCCCCGAAAUGGCGAACAAUGGAUUGGCUUCUAGUUCCGCACAAGCCGGUGACAUUGAUGAGGGGCUAUAUUCGAGACAGCUUUACGUUUUGGGACAUGAUGCUAUGCGUAGAAUGGCUACCAGUGAUGUUCUAAUUUCUGGUCUAGGUGGUUUAGGGGUUGAAGUUGCCAAGAAUGUAAUUUUGGGUGGAGUAAAAUCGGUUACACUCCAUGAUGAAAAAGUAACAACAAUAACUGAUCUUUCAUCCCAGUUCUUCCUAUCGGAGAAUGAUAUUGGCAGGAAUCGAGCAGAAGCUAGCUGCAAGCAGCUUGCAGAAUUAAACACCUAUGUCCCUACUAGAGCUUACACAGGACCCUUAGAGGAGGACUUCAUUAAAAAGUUUCGUGUUGUUGUUUUAACAGCAUCUACUCGAGCAGAGCAACUCAGAAUUAGUGAAAUAACUCACACCAAUAAUAUUGCGCUGGUUAUCGCGGAUACCAAAGGACUUUUUGGUCAGGUGUUUUGUGAUUUUGGAGAAAAGUUUACAGUGGUUGAUGUUAAUGGAGAACCUACUGUGUCUGCAAUGAUUGCUGAUAUUACUAAUGAUAAGGAGGGAGUGGUGACAUGUAUAGAUGAUACAAGACAUGGCAUGGAAGAUGGCGAUUAUGUCACUUUUUCUGAAGUUCAGGGCAUGACCGAGCUUAAUGGGUGCUCCCCCUUGAAAAUCAAGGUUUUAGGGCCAUACACAUUUAGUAUAGGUGAUACCAGCAGUUUUUCGAAAUAUGAAAGGGGCGGUAUUGCUUGCCAGGUCAAAAUGCCUAAAGAUAUACACUUUAAACCACUCAAGGAAUCUCUGGCGAAUCCAGAUUUCCUCCCAACAGAUUAUGGUAAAUUUGAUUACCCUGCACAGUUGCAUCUUGCAUUUACUACCUUGCACAGUUUCAUUGAAAGAUUUGGCCGGAUGCCCCAGCCUUGGAAUAGUGAAGAUGCUGCUGAAUUUUUAAACAUUGCGGUAACUCAUUCAACUGGUGAUGGUGAAUUAAAUACUAGUUUGUUGGAGACAUUCUCAAAGAUAUGCGGUGGUGACAUAAACCCAAUAAAUGCAACAAUUGGUGGUAUAGUAGCCCAAGAGGUGAUGAAAGCAUGCACUGGCAAAUUCCAUCCCAUCAUACAGUGGCUUUACUUUGAUGCUCUAGAGUGUCUGCCAACUGAUAAAUCUGAUAUAACCGAAGAACUAGCUAUGCCACUUGGAUCACGUUAUGAUGGACAGAUCGCAGUAUUUGGUCGAGAGUUUCAAAAAAAAUUGGGAGCUUUGAAGUACUUCAUUGUUGGCGCUGGGGCAAUCGGUUGCGAAUUAUUGAAAAACUUUGCCAUGAUGGGAAUUGGGUCUGAUGGAGGACAAAUUAUAGUAACGGACAUGGAUCUGAUUGAGAAAUCUAACUUGAACCGGCAGUUUUUAUUUAGACCCCAUGAUGUACAAAAACCGAAGUCUGCCACUGCCGCUAAGGCCAUCAAAAAAAUGAACUCUCAGGUCAACAUUUUAUCUCACGAAAAUCGGGUUGGACCCGAAACAGAAAGCGUAUACAAUGACGCUUUCUUUGAAAAUUUGGACGGCGUCGCGAACGCUUUGGACAAUGUGGAUGCUCGCAUAUAUAUGGACAGGAGGUGCGUGUACUACCGCAAACCUCUCUUGGAGUCCGGCACUUUGGGCACUAAAGGUAAUACCCAAGUGGUAGUGCCAUUUUUGACAGAGUCAUACAGUUCUUCUCAAGAUCCCCCGGAAAAGAGCAUCCCCAUAUGUACCCUUAAAAACUUCCCCAAUGCUAUCGAACAUACUUUGCAGUGGGCCAGGGACUCCUUUGAAGGUUUAUUCAGGCAAAGCGCUGAAAAUGCGUCCCUGUACCUCACCGAUCCCGAUUUUAUGGAUCGCACCCUGAAGUUGCCGGGCGUACAACCGCUGGAGGUCCUAGAGUCUGUCAAAGCCGCGCUCGUAGAUGACAGACCAAAAUCGUUUGAAGACUGUAUAACUUGGGCUCGAAAACAUUGGCAGGAACAAUACAGCAAUCAAAUUAAGCAGCUCCUUUUCAAUUUCCCGCCGGAUCAGUUAACGACCACGGGUCAGCCGUUUUGGUCCGGCCCGAAACGUUGUCCCGUGCCCCUGGAGUUCGACGUCAACGAGCCUCUCCAUUUAGACUAUGUAGUCGCGGCGGCCAAUCUCAAGGCCCAAGUGUACGGGAUACCUACCGACAGGAACCGGGUCUACGUUGCGGAAGUGGCGUCGCAGGUCGAGGUGCCGAAAUUCGUUCCGAAAUCGGGCGUGAAGAUCGCCGUUACCGAUUCACAAAUGGCCGCCAACGGCAACAACGUCGACAUGGACCGCGUCGCCCAAAUUCGGGCCGAAUUACCCUUGCCGAAGGAGUUCUCGAAGCUCAGACUGACGCCGUUGGACUUUGAAAAGGACGACGACUCCAAUUUCCACAUGGACUUCAUCGUGGCCGCUUCUAAUCUCAGGGCCGCGAAUUACAAGAUCCCGCCCGCCGACAGGCACAAAUCGAAACUUAUUGCCGGAAAAAUAAUCCCUGCCAUCGCUACCACCACAUCGGUCGUAGCUGGAUUGGUGUGCAUCGAACUCUACAAAUUGGUUUUGUCACAGAAGAGCAUUGAACCCUUCAAAAAUGGUUUCGUCAAUCUUGCUCUCCCUUACUUUGGUUUUAGCGAGCCCAUAGCCGCACCUCAGCUGGAAUACUGUGGAAACAAAUGGACCCUGUGGGAUAGAUUUGAAGUCCAGGGCGAGAUGACUUUAAGAGAGUUCCUGAAGUACUUCAAGGAUAAUCACAAGUUGGAAAUUACUAUGUUGUCCCAAGGCGUCUGCAUGCUGUAUGCAUUCUUUAUGCAAGCGGCAAAGGCCAACGAGAGGCUGGACCUCACGAUGUCCGAAGUUGUGAGGAGAGUGUCCAAGAAACAAAUCGAGCCGCACGUUAGGGCUCUCGUAUUUGAAUUGUGCUGCAACGAUGAAGCCGGUAAUGACGUGGAAGUCCCGUAUGUCAAAUAUAAUUUGUAUUAGGGGAGAGUUGAUCAGAACUGAUGUGUACGAUUUAGAGAUGGAAUUGUGAUGUUUAAAUUAUUAUUUUUAUCCCUACUAAUUAUAUAAACUAGCAAAUUUGAGUAAUAAAUUUGUAGUAAAUCCGACGGCAUUAUUACGUUUACACAGUGCUAAAUUUAAAUCACUUUCGUUUGAGGGGGACCGGUUUUGUGGAAGUGGAUGCAAUAUUGUUACUAUCUUUAUCUCUGAUGUACUUUUAAGGUUUAGUAUCAGUUAACAAUAAGCGAUUAUUUUCAUAAAGGUGUGAAAUUUAAUAAAAUGUUUU
Molecule: messenger RNA, 3556 nt
Organism: Cylas formicarius (sweet potato weevil)
Lineage: Eukaryota; Metazoa; Arthropoda; Insecta; Coleoptera; Brentidae
Gene: Uba1
Product: ubiquitin-like modifier-activating enzyme 1
Exons: 10
Coding region: 133-3252 (1039 amino acids)
Biological process (GO): protein sumoylation
Cellular component (GO): SUMO activating enzyme complex; cytoplasm
Molecular function (GO): SUMO activating enzyme activity
Source: RefSeq, a predicted model, not a curated record